Messenger RNA from Stylonychia lemnae, 2580 nucleotides. Lineage: Eukaryota; Ciliophora; Spirotrichea; Sporadotrichida; Oxytrichidae. The record is from the annotation of a GenBank genome assembly.
AUGAAAAAGAAUGGGAUUAACAGCAGCUAGGGACCUGUAAAUGGUUCGGAAAGAUCGAGUUAUCACCACCCUGGGUCGAGCCAGUAGGAUCGUCGGUGCGACAACUGCAAGUACAAAGUGGCUCUUAACGAAUGCCAGCAGUUUAAAUGCAAAGACUGCGGCACUUAUAUCAUUUGUGACUAUUGCUAUGAAGAGUAUAUGGAAAAAAAUGAACUUAGCGAGUCACAGUACGAGGCUGUCAAUGCGCUUUCGGCAAAUGAUAAGAAAAAAGAUCAUAAUGCACUAAUAUGCGUGAAAACAUUGAAGAGUUUUGGGUUUAUUCCACCUAAGGGCAGCAAUAAAAUACUUAUCAGCACUCUAUCAAAAGAAAAAAUAAAAAAACUAGCAAACCUGAGGGUUAUUUAAAAAACUUUAGUUUACGUGAUCGGUAUCGCACCAGAGAUAGCCUCUGAGGAUAUUUUAAAAGCCCCUGAGUAUUUCGGACAAUAUGGAGAUCUAACAAAAGUAGUGGUAAAUACUAACAAUGUCUACAAUGCCACAAGGGGAGGCCCUUCAUAUUCAGCAUAUCUGACUUACUCACAUCCUAGAGAAAGUGCCAUUGCUAUUUUGGCUGUAGACUAGCACUAGCUACACGAGAGAGUUCUCAGAGCUUCUUUCGGCACUUCAAAAUUCUGUCAGUUUUUUAUGAACGGCUAAAAGUGUACUAAUAAAGACUGCCUGUAUUUGCAUGAGAUUAAAGUAGAUCUUGAAGCUUAUACCAAGGAAGACAUGCAAAAUAAUAAAUUCAUUUUCUAGGAACAACAAAAAAUUGCUAUCAAAUUAUCAAGAGCUCUUGAGUUUACAAUUGAAGAAUUCAGAGACUACAACAGACAAAAUAACAAGAACCUGCCUCCAGAGCAUGUUAAGUUUGAACCCAAACUUCCAUCUCCAGACACUAUAUAUUACAAAGACUUCCACUUCCUAGAUGAACCACUUAUUCACAGAAAAUACAUCAGACCUAAUAAUAGCUCAUAAACGAAUAACAACAGUAAUACGAAUGGAAGUGUAAAUAAUGACUCCAAGUUGAAUGGCUCUUCAAGUUCAAACCAAUAAACAUCAACCUCUGUGCCUUUGAGUAGUUCAGGCACUGGAAAUCUAUUGGUUGACCCCUUAUCAAGUCAAAACCUGGGAGGAACCCUAAUGACUCUAAGCAAUUAAAAGGACCUGAACAACCAGACUGAUAGGAAUUAAUCGAAAAAUAGAAUAAUUCCAUCAGUUUCAAAUAGCAAUAAUACUAAUUUAAAUAAUAAUUCAUCUGGCAUUAAUAAUAAUCAAUAAAAAAGCAAUAAUUAUAAGGACUAAAACACUAAUAGAUUAAUUGCUUCAAAUAAUAAUGAAACAGUGAGUGCAAGUGAUACCUCUGAUGAAGAAACUAAAAGAAGGUAGAUUGAAGCUAUAGAGGAGAUUGUAGAGGGUAAACGAUCGUAACCAAGCUAGGUUUAAUUGAAUUCCUAGUUAAAUGGAAAGGCAAGCUAUCAAAAGAAGGUUCCAGGAAAAAAUCUAUCAAUUGAUAACACUGCGUCAGAUAGUCUUCCAAUACUCACUCAAGCUAAACUAGAAACCCCCAAAGAGUCUAAUGCUAUGACCAGCACUCGCAAGAUCUUUGACUUGUCAGCCUAAAACGCAAAGAACAAGGAAAAUUUAGACGGCAUUUAAAAUGAAACAGUUCCUACUCUGAACAAACAAAGCAGCUACCAAGGAGCUUUAAUAAAUUCACUGGAUUAAUUAGUCCUGGCUUAGGUAAACAAUAAGAAAGUAAGUGAUGUGUCCACAAUAAGUAAGACUCCUCCACACAAUGAUAAUCAGUUCAUGAUGCAAGUAGCCUCGUACAUAAUCAGUCCAAUGCUCUUCAGGAAAAAGCAAGAGAGUAGAUUCCAGUUCGCACAUAGCGUGGAUCCUAUCAAGCCGAACGCUGAUGACUGGGAUGAAAUAGAGGUACCUGCUAAGAUAUAGGACCUGAUAGAGAGGAAUAUAAGGACGCUAAGCAACAGUCUAAGCAGUAAGAGUGAGGUAUAUCAUGAGGUCGCUCUUGAGAUUAAAGAUCUUAGGGAAAAAUGGCUUACCAAGUAGGAAAAGUUACUAGAGAAUUAAGACCAGUUGAGAAAUAGAAAAAAUGAUCUACAUGAUAUGUCUUCGCUAGAGGAUAAUAGAUUGCUGAAGUUUAAAUAGAAAAAGACUGAUGGGUAGACUGCGUAAGUAGACAGCUAAGGGAAAUAGAUAUAUAAUCUAACAGAGCACUCGCAAAAUAUCAGAGUUAAAAUCAGUAGAUAAAAUAGUAAAGAGAAUCUUUAGUAGUAAGAUGGAAAUAAAAACCAAUAAAUGCCAUCAUAAAAUAACUAACAGUAAUAGUAAGAAGAAUAAACGGUAGUAGAAAAUAGCAGUAAUAGUGCUACUUUUGAAGAUGGUAAAUCCUCAUCAAGGACUUCUUCAUUGGUAUAGCAAGCCAGAGGUACCGUAGCCAGCAAUAAAUAAGUCAAAAGAAGGAGAAAGGAGGAAAAGAGAUCAGAUCUACAUAGCAUAAAUAAUAAAGGUAGAAACUGA